AUGGGCCAAACAUAUACGCAUGUUCUCGCUAACUUUACUUCAAUAAAUGAUUCGCAAUCUUAUUAUGUUGUAGACGUUGAUAAAGACGCCUGUGCCGUGGCAGAUGAGCCCAAAUAUCCAAGUAGCUUCGGAAUUACAUUGGCUGUGCCGGAAUGGGAGGCGAUUUGUACAGCCAUAGUACUUACCCUUAUCAUUAUUUCGACCAUUGUGGGCAAUAUAUUAGUAAUAUUAAGUGUAUUUACUUAUAAACCUCUUAGAAUUGUCCAAAACUUUUUCAUAGUAUCAUUAGCGGUAGCAGAUUUAACGGUAGCUAUUUUAGUUCUUCCUCUUAAUGUUGCAUACUCCAUUUUGGGUCAGUGGAUUUUUGGGAUUUAUAUGUGCAAAAUGUGGCUGACAUGCGAUAUAAUGUGUUGCACUUCCUCUAUAUUAAAUCUUUGCGCCAUAGCACUCGACCGAUAUUGGGCUAUAACUGACCCAAUAAAUUACGCACAAAAGAGAACAUUGGAAAGAGUACUUCUCAUGAUUGGUAUAGUAUGGAUAUUAUCUCUAAUAAUUAGUUCCCCGCCUUUGUUAGGAUGGAACGACUGGCCGGAUAUAUUUGAACCAGACACGCCUUGCCGAUUAACUUCGCAGCCUGGUUUCGUUAUAUUUUCUUCCUCUGGAUCAUUUUAUAUACCAUUAGUUAUCAUGACAGUAGUGUAUUUUGAAAUAUAUUUGGCAACUAAAAAACGAUUGAGAGAUCGAGCUAAGGCUACUAAAAUAAGUACUAUAUCUAGUGGCAAAAGCAGAUUUUCAUCGAAAGAACAAAAUGAUCAAGACUCGGUAAGCUCUGAUGCUAACCACAAUGAUAACCAAGGAGAUACAAAACUACGUUCUAGUAAGGAUAAAAAGAAGAAAUCAAUAAAAACAACUUCAAAAACUAGACCGAUCCGAAAAUAUUGGAGUAAAGACGAUAAAUCUCACAAUAAACUUAUUAUACCAAUUUUAUCUAAUGACAAUUCUGUAACAGAUGCGGCAGAGAAUUUAGAAAAUAGAAAUACUUCUUCAGAGAGCAAUUCUAAAGAAACCCACGAAGACGAUUUGGAGGUCAUAGAAUCUUCGAUUGCUAAGGUUCAGAAACGUCAAAAAACAAGUCAGCAAAAUACUGUGUACCAAUUCAUAGAAGAGAAACAGCGUAUAUCACUUACACGAGAACGAAGAGCGGCUCGUACACUUGGUAUAAUUAUGGGCGUCUUUGUCGUUUGUUGGUUGCCGUUUUUCGUACUUUAUGUAGUAAUUCCAUUCUGUUCAAGUUGUUGUUAUUCAAAUAAAUUUAUAAAUUUUGUGACAUGGCUAGGAUACAUAAACUCAGCCCUAAAUCCUUUAAUAUACACCAUAUUUAAUAUGGACUUCAGGCGAGCGUUCAAAAAACUUUUAUGCAUAAAGCCCUGA
This is a messenger RNA of Danaus chrysippus (African queen), 1431 nucleotides long. Lineage: Eukaryota; Metazoa; Arthropoda; Insecta; Lepidoptera; Nymphalidae. The record is from the annotation of a GenBank genome assembly.